Molecule: messenger RNA, 1101 nt
Organism: Lodderomyces parapsilosis
Lineage: Eukaryota; Fungi; Ascomycota; Pichiomycetes; Serinales; Debaryomycetaceae
Exons: 1
Coding region: 1-1101 (366 amino acids)
Biological process (GO): mRNA export from nucleus
Cellular component (GO): THO complex part of transcription export complex
Molecular function (GO): protein binding
Source: RefSeq, a predicted model, not a curated record
AUGCUGCUGGCCGAUCCUGCUGUGAAAUACCAUAAAUUAUUCUUCCAAAAGAUGUCGCCACAGGUACUUCGUGACAAACCAUUGGCAGGACACACAUCUUCUUCAUCGGAGAUAAUCACCAUCACAAUUAACAAUUGUGGCACGCGACUUGUCACAUCGCGAACCGACAAAUCAUUACGGAUCUGGAAAUGCCAAAGCGAUCGAAUUAUUGACCCUAUAAUCAUUGAAGAUGCUCAUUCAAAAGCUGUUGAAAGUAUAUCAUGGGAUCCAAAUAGUGAAUCCACGUUUGCUACUGUAGGGAGAGAUGAGUAUAUCAAGAUAUGGCGAGGCUCAACUGGCGCUUUGGAAAACGUAAUCAAGACACCUUUGCAAAAUUUGAAAUUGAUACGAUAUUCACUUGAUGGCGAAUUGGUUAUUGUUGUUGAUCGAGAAUCAAAUGUGCUAUGCUUUGCCACUAAUCAAAAUUAUAAAAUUGUCAAUCAGUUCAAAGUACUGGACUAUGUGUAUGACUUGAAAUGGUUUAAUUAUAAGCACGAGUUUUUCAUAAUGGCACUACAUGAUGGGUCAGUACCGGUUUAUAAAGUCACUGACACAAAUGAGAGAGAUGAAGGAGGGAAUAGUGCAGGUGGUGGUUCAGGAGUUGACAUCACUUCAAAAACAACCUUGACUGGUCAUCGAUCAUCAGCUACAUCACUUUCAAUAUCACCUAGAGGACACUAUUUCACUAUUGGUGCCAGUGAGGGAGUGGUUAGUAAAUGGAGUACCAAAUCGAUGGUCAACUCGGGAGUCAUGACAAACAUCGAUGAGGUUGUUUCUUCAAUAGAUAUUAGUCACGAUGGAGCUUUUGUCGCUGUUUCAUUUGAUAAGGAUUCUAACUCGAUAAUUUACGAUCUAGAAACUUGUGAAGAAUUGUUUCAGGUACCAAAUAGUGCUAGUGGUGACAUGACUUUUAGCUCCAUUUGUUGGUUUCCCAAUAAAGCGGCAUUCGCUUAUAGUUCUGAUUUUGGAACAACUUUAUCUUGGAUGAGGAAGACUGAUAGAGGUGACAGGGCCGAAAGAGUGGAGAGAGGUGGGGGCCUAACGGGACCAAGAAGAAAAUAG